AUGCGCCUCACCCUAGCCUUCAUCCUCGCCCUUACCCUUACAACCUGCGCCGCCGACUACAUCGUAGUCCAAACCCGCUGCCGCUCCUGGGACCCAGCCUCCUGCGAACGCCAAGACAGCUUCUUUCACUUCAAUGGCGGCCGGCAGUCCAUCAACGCCAAUCAGGGCUGCCGCAACGCGCACUCCCGAAGGCUCCUGAUAUCCAUCUGCCUCGACUACGAGACGAAGCGCGGGCACUUCCUCUACUCGCAUCAGGACAUCCGGUGCCUACGGCUCCUGCCUAAGAUUGUUCACCAGCGGUGCGGGCAUGGGUGGUUCCGGUGCUAUAGCGGGAUGUGGGACGAGACGCCGUGUUUGAAGAAGCCGGAGGAGGUGCCGAUGGAGGAUAUCGAGACGUGA
Colletotrichum abscissum is the source of this 399-nucleotide messenger RNA. RefSeq lists its product as uncharacterized. Lineage: Eukaryota; Fungi; Ascomycota; Sordariomycetes; Glomerellales; Glomerellaceae. The record is from RefSeq and is a predicted model, not a curated record. The transcript has a single exon. The coding region runs from base 1 to 399 and encodes 132 amino acids.